GCUUUUCUUGUAGCUCAACAGAAUUCACCAAAAAUCCAUGAAGGCUGGUGGGCAUACAAGGAGGUGGUCCAGGGGAGCUUUGUUCCAGUUCCUUCUUUCUGGGGAUUGGUGAACUCGGCUUGGAACCUUUGCUCGGUGGGGAAACGGCAGUCACCAGUCAACAUAGAGACCAGCCACAUGAUCUUCGACCCCUUUCUGACGCCCCUGCGCAUCAACACGGGGGGCAGGAAGGUGAGUGGGACCAUGUACAACACUGGAAGGCAUGUGUCCCUCCGCCUGGACAAGGAACACUUGGUCAACAUAUCAGGAGGGCCUAUGACGUAUAGCCACCGGCUAGAGGAGAUCCGGCUCCACUUUGGGAGUGAAGACAGCCAAGGAUCGGAGCAUCUCCUCAAUGGACAGGCCUUCUCUGGGGAGGUACAGCUCAUCCACUAUAACCAUGAGUUAUACACCAAUGUCACAGAAGCUGCGAAGAGUCCGAAUGGAUUGGUGGUAGUUUCUAUAUUUAUAAAAGUUUCUGAUUCAUCAAACCCAUUUCUUAAUCGAAUGCUCAACAGAGAUACUAUCACAAGAAUAACAUAUAAAAAUGAUGCAUAUUUACUACAGGGACUUAAUAUAGAGGAAUUAUAUCCAGAGACCUCGAGUUUCAUUACUUACGAUGGGUCAAUGACGAUCCCUCCCUGCUAUGAGACAGCCAGUUGGAUAAUAAUGAACAAACCUGUCUACAUAACCAGGAUGCAGAUGCAUUCCUUACGCCUACUCAGCCAGAAUCAGCCAUCACAGAUCUUUCUGAGCAUGAGUGACAACUUCAGGCCUGUCCAGCCACUGAACAAUCGCUGCAUCCGCACCAACAUCAACUUCAGUUUACAGGGGAAGGACUGUCCAAACAACCGAGCCCAGAAGCUGCAGUAUAGAGUGAAUGAAUGGCUCCUCAAGUAGGGAAUUAAGCCAAGAAGAAUCCCACCUCAGUGAAAUGCUACAACUGUGAAUUGACGUAACCUAGAAAGAACCCCCCUUCUUUCUUCUCUGUCCUUCCUUCCCCCACGCUCAUUCACUCUUUGGAUUGGUCCCUUCUUCAUGAAGAGUCUACAAAACCAUGGCAGAGGAAUGAAUGCAUCUCUUAAACACAUGCCCAAACAACAACAACAACAACAACAACAACACACACACACACACACACACACACACACACACACCCUUAUGAUGAAAGAAGUCAAGUUUCAGAAACAGAAGGUUCAUUCCUAAGCGGUCUUACAAAAUAAUAAUAAUAACCAGUCAACCUGAUUAAAAUUUUGAUACUGUUUCCUGAACUAACAAAUCUACCCAAUGAGACUUUUCAACCUUUGUACAUACAAAAUUCUUCUGAAAAGAGAAGGAGAAAGAGGAGGAAACACAGCUCUGAAAACAUCUAUCAGAAUGCAUCAGGUCAUCUUCGGUUGUGUCCUAGGAUCUUUUGAGGAUGCUGGCAAUAGGACAAAAUGGACCAUGGACACUUAUUUCUAGAUUAUGAUUCUUCUGUUUACUCAACAAUUGAAAAAAAAACAAGGACCGACAUCAAAGAGCUACCCAUUGUAUAUAUUUCACCGCAGACUAUAAAGAAAUGGAAUUAUUUCCCUCUUUGUCACAUAUCUGUAGUAGGAUUUGCCAAGAUCAGAAUUGAUCCAUUUGCUGUUUCUUGUUUUCCAAAGGUCAGACAUUGUGUUGGGUUACUGUUAACAGCUCCAAUAAAUGUGUUUAACGAGUUAAUUUCA
Molecule: messenger RNA, 1751 nt
Organism: Dipodomys ordii (Ord's kangaroo rat)
Lineage: Eukaryota; Metazoa; Chordata; Mammalia; Rodentia; Heteromyidae
Gene: Ca10
Product: carbonic anhydrase X
Exons: 8
Coding region: 178-939 (253 amino acids)
Molecular function (GO): carbonate dehydratase activity; zinc ion binding
Source: RefSeq, a predicted model, not a curated record